Molecule: messenger RNA, 1269 nt
Organism: Dreissena polymorpha
Lineage: Eukaryota; Metazoa; Mollusca; Bivalvia; Myida; Dreissenidae
Product: aggrecan core protein-like
Exons: 7
Coding region: 40-1188 (382 amino acids)
Molecular function (GO): signaling receptor activity
Source: RefSeq, a predicted model, not a curated record
UAAGUUCCCAAUUCACAAUCACUUAUACGAUUACGAAGAAUGCAGUUCAAACAUACUAUAUGUUUGUAUGUCGUAAAUGUACUUACUGGAUUGUCGUUACCGGUACAAGCGGAUUACCGAUGCGUUUGCAGUGUUGAUGGAGCAAUACCGGUCUUUCAACAGGCGGAUGUGUUUCAUGGAAUGGUCGGAUUUCUGUUUGAAAAUUUCUGCAAGCAGUAUCUGUAUCCAGUUGACGCAAACUGGAACGCCGUGGUGUUUAUGCAUCAGGUCGGAUUUGUUCUCACGAAUGUCAGCAUUCUACAAAUGUGUCGCCUCUCACCAGCGGACGCAUUUACAACUUCAUUUCCACCCGUUGAUUCAACAACAGCAUUGGCGUUACUAUCAACUGACGUCGGAACGAUGUCAACAAAAGAUUCACAAACAUCAAUACACACUACAUUGACCAAAGCUUCUACAGCCAACAAGGUCACUUCAACAGCCCCAACGACAACAAAAAUAGAAAUAGCGAUAUCAACUAUGACAACCCCUUGGACAACAGAAUCAUGGCCAACUACACCGAUCACUUCUAUAACGAAUAAUGCGUCACCGACAACUUCUCUCUCAACACUAUAUACUACUGGUCAACUGCAGCCUACACAUGCGCCCGAAGGGCGUGUUGAACUGUGCCCGUACCACGUAAAAAAUGAGGUCAACAUAUUCGGCGGAUCUCUUGACCAGUAUGGGGAUUAUUGUCUGCAACUAGUUAAUGUUCAAAAGCAGUGGCACAACGCUCAAAGGCACUGUACCGUUGCCGGACACGGACGUCUGGUUGAAAUUGAAGACCUCAAGAAGCAGGACUUUGUCGUGCGUUUUCUGGCUAAGUACGCGCAAAUACAAUCCAUAUGGCUCGGACUGACUGACAGUGAAACGGAAGGAGCAACAGCAGAAGGUCAAUGGAGUUGGGCUUCGGGCGCCCCAGUAUCGUUCACUAAUUUUGGUGCCAAUUACAAUGGCCAUUCAAGCGCUGCACACAAACUGAACGCCUGCGUCAUAAUCAAGCAGGGUGGAGAAUGGACAGAUGUGCAGUGCGGAGUUGCUUUAAUGAUGGGAACAGGGUUUGGAGAGAGUCAUUACUUUAUGUGUCAAUACAACGUGACGUCGAUGCACCUUAACAUACUCAAUGAACUCGGAACAGCACUUGUCGGUUGAAAUGUUUAAUGUGCAUAAUGUGUCCUCGGUAUUGCAGUUCAGCUAUUUUUAUUAGUUGGAUAAAACAUAUUUACGAUCGUU